AUGGGGCCCCACUACCUCAGGCAUUCCAGAUGCCAGAGGCGCGUGAGCAACGAGGACCUGAUCUUCGCCCUCGAGGGCCUGACCCCCGAGCGGGACGGCCCGCCGUGGUCGAUGUACUGCGUGUGUGAUGGCCACAUGGGCGGUGCUGCGGCCCAAUACGUGGAGGCCAAUCUGUGGGCAGUCCUGGCGCCACUGCUCCCCAAGGGAUGCAUGCCGGAUGGCGUUGGCGAAGAUUACGGCCCCUUUGCUCUCGCUCUAAGGAUCGCCGUUGCCAACGCUUUCGUCAAAUUGGGGGAGGACUUUGCGAAGGAAUUCCCCAGCGACGCAUCUGGGGCGACCGUGACGCUGGCCCUCCUGUGCGGCCGCCUGCUCACCGUGGCCAACGUGGGCGACUCCGACGCCGUCCUUGACACCGGCACCGAAGCCACGCUCGUGACAGUCAACGACAGGAUCCAGACUAACUACGCCGAGCGCGAGAGGCUCAAGGCGGCGGAGGUGCAACUGGUGCCCCUUUCGUCGAUCCUGAAGGGCGUGAUCGCGCCUGGAGAGCGGGGAGUGGGCCCGCUGAGGUGCUGGCCCGGGGGCCUGGCUGUGUCGAGGUCCAUCGGGGACGUCAAAGCCGGUAAACACAUUUCCUCGUGCCCACACUUGUUCCAGGCACUCGUCCCCAAGGGCGGCGCUCGUCUCGUCAUGGGCACCGACGGCCUAUGGGACCUCGUCGACUGGCGCGACGCGGUGCACGGCAUUCGGCGGGUAGCCUGCGCGUCCGCCGCCAGCCGCCUGGUCUCGCAGGCGGUGCUGUGCCGCGAGGGACCGAUCACGGACGACGUCAGCGCGGUCGUCCUGGACAUCCUGCCGCCGGGCUGCGCCGAUUUCCCCAAGGUGGUCAAGGACAGGGUCAAGAGGCUGGCGGGGGGCAACUCCGCCAAGGGACGGUGGGCCUUCGCGCGGUGCCUGGCGACCCAUUUAAAGCACAGGGUGGGGGCUGGUGCUCAUGUUGCCACCCCGGAUGGUGACAGCAUUGACUUGGUGGCCAACAUGGACGGCUGGGAGUUGGUGAAGCUGCCCAGGAGCGACAGUUGCUCCAGCUUGUCGGGAAUCGACUGCGAACCUGCCCUGGAGGAGGAGGAGGAGGAGCCCGGCGCUAACCUGCGGCAGUGGGCGCCGGCCUUCUUGUCAGCCCAGAGGGCGUCCCUCGAUUCGGGCCUAUCGGCGGAGAGGCGCAGACUGGCGAGGGUGAGAUCCGUUCAGGCGUUUCCACGGGUGAUGGGGGGAGGGGACGGGACGCUGUCCGGUCGGCGGGCGACUAUCGACGAGCGGGAGGAGUCGGCCGUCGACCUCAAGGUCGCCUCUCGGGCAUCGGCCAAAACGACGGCGCCAGUGCGGUCGGGGAAGGGCAGAGAGGGGGCCUCGGGGCCCCUGGGGCAGUGGUCGUUGGGGUCCGUCAGGCGACGGGCCUCAAGUAACGGAGGCUACCGGUGUUCUUCAGACGCUGCGAGCCUCGAUUGCCUGACCGCAAAGGGUGGCAAGGCGCCGGUGGACGAUGGCCCCUUUGAGAUAACGCCGCCACGGUCUGCCCUGCAGUAUCAGCACCGCAAGGUGCACCUGGCGUUGCGCCCAGUCUACGAGGGGGAGGACGCGAAGGAGAGGAUACUGUACAACAACCGCAGGCGCACCCUGGCGGUGGCCACGCCAGACGAGGGGGAGGGCAACGGACAGCCGUUGUACAUUGGGGGGGCUUUGCCCAGCAAGCACACACUCCAAUUUCAUGUGCCCAUGCAACCGCCUGGGCAGAUGUACCCAGUGUCCGUGGAGCCGAGGCCCAUGGGAGUGGACAUGGAGAGUGACAGCGUGUCCGACGACGAAGUCUCCUUGUCCGCCUGGGGUCCGGAGACCAGUGGGGGGGUGGGGGUCCACACCGCCAGUUGGUGA
This is a messenger RNA of Ostreobium quekettii, 1932 nucleotides long. Lineage: Eukaryota; Viridiplantae; Chlorophyta; Ulvophyceae; Bryopsidales; Ostreobiaceae. The record is from the annotation of a GenBank genome assembly.